CGGUUACCACAUACCCCCGCUGAUGACGAAUGACCUGGUUAGCCACAUAAACGCGACACUCUGCCCCGCGGGCUUGUGAGAUUACCGAAACCGAGGCACAUGUCAGUAUAGCUUCGAGGGGAAGCUCUGUGAUCCAAACAAGCCCAAGCCCAUUUGUCCACCGUAGCUUUCUUUGCUCUACCAUAAUACCACAGCUAACACAUGCGCGCGGUCUCUGAAGACCAAUUGUGAGCGCCAUGGCUGCAAUGCUAGAAUUCCGAACCCAAGGGUACAAUCCCUACGCCGUCAAGUAUUCCCCGUACUACGACUCGCGAAUUGCCGUUGCGGCAUCUGCCAACUUUGGCAUUGUAGGCAAUGGUCGUGUAUUUGCGCUCGCUCUGACGGCGCAGGGUGUACAGGUUGAGAAAACCUUCGAUACAAACGAUGCGCUGUACGACUUGGCUUGGUCUGAGAUUAACGAGAACCAGUUGAUUGUUGCAUGUGGCGAUGGGUCGUUGAAACUAUUCGACUUGGGAAUUGACGACUUUCCGGUUAUGAACUUUCACGAACAUAAGCGAGAAACCUUCUCUGUCUGUUGGAACCCUAUAACCAAGGAUACAUUCCUAUCGAGUUCCUGGGACGGCACAGUCAAGAUUUGGUCGCCGACGCGAAAUCACUCGAUAAAGACGCUGCCCAUCGGAAACUGUACUUACAGUACAUCGUUCUGCCCCUCCAACCCCGCCUUGAUAUCCGCCGUCUCCUCCGACUCCCACCUCCGAAUCUUCGACCUCCGAACUCCAUCUUCGGCAAAGUAUCACCUCACGGCGACGAUACCCGUCCACGCUUCUGGACCGCAGCCAUCACCCGGAGCUUCUGCGCCUGCCGAGAUUCUUACCCACGAUUGGAAUAAGUACCGGGACACGGUGAUAGCUACAGGUGGCGUGGACAGAGUUCUACGAACUUUUGACAUACGGAACCCCAACGGAGGUCCACUGUCUAUCAUGCAAGGCCAUGAAUAUGCUGUGCGGCGUCUAUCGUGGAGUCCCCAUUCGAGCGACACUCUCAUAAGUGCCAGUUACGACAUGACAGUUCGAUUAUGGAAUGACGGUUCGAAUCAGCAGCAAGCUCCGGUAAUGGGACCGACAAUAGGAAGUCAAAUGGGAAUCAUGAAUCGUCAUACGGAGUUUGUCACGGGAGUAGACUGGUGUCUUUUUGGUAUGGGCGGUUGGGUGGCUUCUGUGGGCUGGGACGAGAGAGUGUUAUUGUGGGAUGCCAAUAUGCUGAUGGGCCAACGAAUACCAUGAUGUUAAACAUUGUUAGUUUGGCGUUGAUUGGAGUAAGCGUAUCUACGAAUACCUUUGGUAUAUUAGGCGUUGGGAUGUAUUCCAUGAGUUGAGUUCGUCAAUAUGCAAGUCUACUCUCUGGUCGAAUAACUACACACAUUAAGCCAGAGGAUCACAAAGCAAGACGCUUAUUGAGAUUAUCAUCAUUU
Messenger RNA from Fusarium oxysporum Fo47, 1471 nucleotides. Its product is annotated as WD40-repeat-containing domain protein. Gene Ontology annotation, molecular function: protein binding. Gene Ontology annotation, biological process: protein import into peroxisome matrix. The record is from RefSeq and is a predicted model, not a curated record. The transcript has 3 exons. NCBI's taxonomy places the organism in Eukaryota, Fungi, Ascomycota, Sordariomycetes, Hypocreales, Nectriaceae. Gene Ontology annotation, cellular component: cytosol; peroxisomal matrix. Bases 237 to 1283 code for a protein of 348 amino acids.